CUGUUCAGGUACAAAUUUCUUCUGUACUUGACAAUGGCAAUUGUAAAAGAGAUUGAGUUUAUACUUUCCAUGCCGUGAUACCCAGAACCUACAAGGAGUUUCAGAAGGCCCUACCGUCGGUGCUGACAUGAAGUUCUAAAGUUUAUUGUUAACAAACUACUUUCAAAAUCUUCAAACACCAUGAGACGAAGAGAAGGCAAUAGACUACAAAUUGCUCACUUUUUACUCGUUCCGGAUAGGUGUUGCUUUCCUUUUUUAAUAACAAAAAAAGCAUGUGCAUGUUAGUGAUUUAACAUGGUAUGGAAAGGGAAAGCGGUGAGAGAUAAUGUAGGAACCCGCGCGGCCCAGCGCACCACGUUAGCGUUCCCGACUCUGGCGGUGUCUCCCUUGGGACUGGCCCUGGCGGCUUCUGGCAAAGAACCCGAGCCCUCUCGCGGCGGGACGGCGGCGAGAAGCCACAGGUCCCUUUAAGGAGCCCUGCGGACCGAGUCCGCGGAGCGGAGGGGGCAGAGGAGGGCUCGCGAGCGCUCGCCACGUGACUCUGCUGCCAAGUUUGCUGGCGAGUUUGACAGGAGUUUGCUUCGGACUCGGGGGCUUUCUGCGGCCAGCGAGGCAGAGCGGCGGCCGCGGCCUCCGCCAGCACGGGCAGCAGCGCUCCCGCGACCCAUCCCGCCAGCCUGGAUCCCGCGCCGCGGACGGCCGCUGGCGCUCCAGGACCGCUCGCUGCCUCCCUAGCGGGUCAGCAGCCCCCAGCCCCUCCGCGGUUCGCGCUGCCCCCAGGCCAGGGAGCCGAGACUCCGCGCCGCGCUCCGGCCCCGCUGCGCCAGCAUGUCCUCGACGGAAGGCUCGAGUCGCACCGCGGACAAGUCUCCGCGCCAGCAGGUGGACCGCCUGCUCGUGGGUCUGCGCUGGCGGCGGCUGGAGGAGCCGCUGGGCUUCAUCAAAGUUCUCCAGUGGCUUUUUGCUAUUUUCGCCUUCGGGUCCUGCGGCUCCUACAGCGGGGAGACAGGAGCAAUGGUCCGCUGCAACAACGAAGCCAAGGAUGUGAGCUCCAUCAUUGUUUUGUUCGGCUAUCCCUUCAGGUUGAACCGGGUCCAAUAUGAGAUGCCCCUCUGUGACGACGACUCCACCUCCAAAUCCAUGCACCUCAUGGGGGACUUCUCUGCCCCCGCGGAGUUUUUUGUGACCCUGGGCAUCUUUUCCUUCUUCUACACCAUGGCUGCACUCGUCCUCUACCUCCGCUUUCACGUGCUCUACACAGAGAACAAGCGCUUCCCGCUGGUGGACUUCUGUGUGACAGUCUCCUUCACCUUCUUCUGGCUGGUAGCUGCAGCUGCCUGGGGCAAGGGCCUCAGCGACGUCAAGGGGGCCACGCGGCCAUCCAGCCUGACUGCAGCCAUGCCCGUGUGCCAUGGAGAGGAAGCCGUGUGCAGUGCCGGGGCCACGCCCUCCAUGGGGCUGGCCAACAUCUCUGUGCUCUUCGGCUUUAUCAACUUCUUCCUGUGGGCCGGGAACUGUUGGUUUGUGUUCAAGGAGACCCCAUGGCAUGGGCAGGGCCAGGACCAGGGCCAGGGGCCCAGCCAGGAGAGCGCAGCUGAGCAGGGAGCUGUGGAGAAGCAGUGAGCAGCCCCCUGGCCACUCCCGAACUGGACAGCGCCUCUUCAACCACCUCGGCUUCCAGGACCUCCCUCUUCCACCUCCAGCUUCCCUCCCUCCUGUCCUGGGCUUUGAGCUUUGCCAUGCGGAUGGGUGGGCAGGCACCAACUGUCGGAAACCUCCCUGUGAUUUCCUUGCCCUCCUUUUGCUGAAGCCCUAGAUGGCAGGAGCCCGGUACUUCCUGUCUAUUCCCUGGACCUGGGCAUCUUGUGGUCUUCGUCAUACUCUCACAGCCUCUGAGAGCCAACCGCUGCAUAAAGUACAGGUUGGGGGCAGACCAGACUCUGCAGACUAUUCCCAGUAUCCACUUCUAUAAACCUGUCUAGCUGCAAUAAAGUGGGGUGGGCAAAUGGGCCAGCAGCCUUUGCCCCAGUUCUUUGCACGGAGGCCCCCCCAGUGGUGUGAUGGUUCUUUCGCUGCUGUCACCUAUCCCCUGCGUCUGCACUGUCUCCAAUCAGCCUCAGCUCUGAGUGCUUCCCACUCGCCCUGUGGCAUCUCUGCCCACAGAGCCCCCCAUAAAGGAAGCUGGGAAACCAACUAGCCUAGAAAGCUCUAGAGGGUCCUAACCAGGAGGACGCAGAUGAACUGUAACUGAGUUGCAACUCCAAGAAACUGAAGCCAGGGAAUUUUCUGGAUAAUCAGUUUCUUCUAUUCACUCAAUCCUCCCAGCACUCCAGGCCCCUGAGGGCACUUUCUAGACCCUCUAAAUCUGCACUUGCCCUAGGAACCCCUUGCCUUCCUCCCUGGCCACCUUCUUGGGCUUGAUGUUACAUUUGGGACACGAGAUGAGAGGUCAGGUGGCAUCUCCAUGUCAGAUGUCCUGCUCCCUGCCCCAGCCUCUGAGCUUUGAGCCCGAGGCACUUCAGAGCCUCUGUGAAGUCUGCCUAGGCCUUCCUUCCAUUCCCACGGGGCCAGGAAGGGGCUGUGGAAGGGCUCAAAGGACCAUCCCAAGGUCCAGCUGCCCUGAGCCCCAGGACAUGGAUGGGUGGGUCAUCUUCCUCACUCUGCGCUCACUUCCUCUCUCUGGCUCCUUCCACUGUCCUUCCCUGGCCCUUCUUUCAAAC
Molecule: messenger RNA, 2720 nt
Organism: Condylura cristata (star-nosed mole)
Lineage: Eukaryota; Metazoa; Chordata; Mammalia; Eulipotyphla; Talpidae
Gene: SYPL2
Product: synaptophysin-like 2
Exons: 6
Coding region: 829-1623 (264 amino acids)
Cellular component (GO): synaptic vesicle; synaptic vesicle membrane
Source: RefSeq, a predicted model, not a curated record